GUAGAUGUAGUGUCGAUUUUCGUUGAACAAAUAAACGCUAAAUGCCAUUUUUAUAUUUAAUAUAAUGAAGUGAUGGGGACCUAUAAGAACACUAAUAUGUGACGCUCUGGAGGUUAUCAUAUGAUAAUAACGCAGCUUAUUUAUAAAUGUUUGCUAAAAUGAAAGUUGUUGUGAUUAUUUUUAUUGUGUGUGCUGCACAGACGUCGGCGUCAUUUUUUGAAGAGUUCCGAGGAGCGAUGCAUAACGUCCAACAUAGUUUUGGAAGGCUAUUAUCUGAUGUUUAUUCGGAUGUGUCACAAACAAUAGGCUGUACAUUAUUAGCCGUCAAACAAGUGCUAGCGCUAGAUCACUCUUUCCAUGAAUCCUCAGACUACAACCACAGGUGCAGAGGUCUAUCACCCGCAGUCACUCCACAAGUUCCCAAGACUAACAAAGAAAAUUUGCCAUACAGAUACAUAGACACAAUAAAUGCUAAUGAUGAGUUAGGUGAUAUUGAAAAUAAAUUUAAAACUGAAACUGAUCGGUUGUUGGCUAUAAGUACGUUGUUAAAACAUGAAGUAGACAAUAUUCCAAAUGAUAUAAAAAUACAAUUCCAGUUUAACUCUGAACCCCGAGAGCCUGUCGACAGUAUUUGGCAAAAUUUGAAAAUUUUGCAUGAUGUGGAACAUAGUAAUAAAAAUUAUGCCCGAGCAAGCGAAAUACAUCAAGUGCUUGAUAAAGCUCUGAACAUUAUGAACAUAAAGACCACUGAGGUAAACGAGUCAGAUGAUGAUAAAAUUAAAACUAUUGUGAAAGAUUUGGAAAAAAAUUCAAAGAGUGAACUAAGCGAAGCAAAUGAUCAAUUUAAAGAGUGGAAAAAAGAUGAAUUAAAAGAAAAAGUAGAAACCGGUAAUAAAAAUAGAAAAAUCGUUAAAGUUUUAAACGAUUCGAAGGACGCACUAAUAAAGGCAGAUGACCAGUUCAAAGAGAGGAAAAGAGACGAAUUAAACGAAGGUCUGGUCAAAGAUUUGAAAAAGGAUACAAAGGAAGUUCUGAUUGAGGCACAGGAGCAUCUCGAAGAAUGGAAAGAAGAGGAAAAAGAAGUAAUCGAAAGUUUUAUUAAAAAUGAUCAACAAACAAACGAAUCUCCUCCUUUGAUAAAAACUACAGAUAACAUUUAUACGAAAAUAAAAAAUAUUGAGUUCAAUAAAAAAGAAGACACAAGUGCGGCACCUCCUAUAAAAAUUACUACUCUUUCACCAGAAUUUGAAGCAUUUCAAAAUUUAAUUCUUUCUCAAUUUGGGCAAAUGGAUGAUUCUAAAAAUGCUGUAGACGAAGCUACGAAACUUAUCCAAGACAGUAAAUAUCGAAAUAAGGUGUUUGACAGUGUGGCAAAAGCUGAAAGUGCAAGUAGAUCCGACCGCGCUGCCGCCGCGUCGAAGGCAGCUGGCCCGCGCCGAGAUUGAUCAUAAUGGCUAUGAAAUUGGAACCAGUUGGCGAACUCGACAUAAACGUGUGUAAUUAUCUAGUUUUUUAUAUUUAGGUAGGUAUAUUUCCAUUAGUUAUCAAUAUAAAUUAUUUAAACAAUAUAAAUAUGAUGUAGAAUUUAGAUUAUUUAUGACAUUUGUAACACAACAUGACAUUUAUUUAUACUCGUAUGAUGAUAAAAUAGAGGAAACGUUAGUAUAUAUAAGAAAUUGUACUGCUUGAGAAUCAAAUAUUGUGAUUUUAUGAAAUAAAAUUUCAAUUUCUA
This is a messenger RNA of Plodia interpunctella (Indianmeal moth), 1732 nucleotides long. RefSeq lists its product as uncharacterized. The record is from RefSeq and is a predicted model, not a curated record. The transcript is spliced from 3 exons. Bases 147 to 1445 code for a protein of 432 amino acids. NCBI's taxonomy places the organism in Eukaryota, Metazoa, Arthropoda, Insecta, Lepidoptera, Pyralidae.